CAUGGUGGGGGAUGGGCACGUGAAUGCUGUUAUGACUGAUUCGCGGCUGCCGGACAAACUUCUCGAGGCCUCGUUGUUUAAAGCUUCUCUCAACGUUUGGUUUUAACGGGCAAAAGCAGCGGCUUCCUGUUGGUGCGAAACGAAUCUAAGGGAGCAGGCGUUUGCAUUUAAUCAACGCUGGAGAACGACUGUCUGCUUCUGCUAAACACGUGGAAGUGUUUGAUGGCUUUUUGAAAAUAGGAGCCCAAGAACAUGGUCAUCAUGUGCAACUAAAGACAUCUUGAUCACACGGGCUCCUAUCCUGUGCUGACCCAAUGGUUUAAUCAGCAGGACCAAAAUGAGCAUAAGCAGUGAUGAGGUCAAUUUUCUGGUUUACAGAUACCUGCAAGAGUCAGGUUUUUCUCACUCAGCUUUCACCUUUGGCAUAGAGAGCCACAUCAGCCAAUCCAACAUCAACGGCGCCCUGGUGCCCCCUGCUGCUCUCAUCUCCAUCAUUCAGAAGGGCCUGCAGUAUGUGGAGGCUGAAGUCAGCAUCAAUGAGGAUGGGACCUUAUUUGAUGGACGGCCCAUCGAGUCGCUGUCUCUGAUCGAUGCUGUUAUGCCAGAUGUAGUCCAGACCAGGCAGCAGGCCUAUAAAGACAAGCUGGCUCAGCAGGAGGUGGCAGCAGGCAGCGGCAGCAGCGCAGGACCCCAGGGUGGCGCCAAGAAUGGAGAGGGAGCUGCCAACGGAGAGGAAAAUGGAUCACACGCCUUAGCCAAUCACCACUCAGAGAUGAUGGAGGUGGACAGGGAUGUGGAGAUCCCUCAGAGUAAAGCUAUGGUCUUAAGGGGCCACGAGUCAGAAGUUUUUAUCUGUGCCUGGAACCCAGUGAACGAUCUCCUUGCCUCCGGAGUGAAGGCACUUUGCUGGCAACAGGGUCAUAUGAUGGCUUUGCUAGAAUAUGGACAAAAGAUGGUAACCUGGCGAGUACUUUGGGUCAGCAUAAAGGUCCAAUAUUUGCACUCAAGUGGAAUAAGAAAGGAAAUUUUAUCCUCAGUGCAGGUGUAGACAAGACAACGAUUAUUUGGGAUGCACACACAGGAGAAGCAAAGCAGCAGUUUCCUUUUCAUUCAGCACCUGCUCUGGAUGUAGACUGGCAGAGCAAUAACACGUUUGCCUCCUGCAGCACAGACAUGUGCAUCCACGUGUGUAAGCUGGGUCAGGACAGACCUGUCAAGACCUUCCAGGGACACACGAAUGAAGUAAAUGCCAUAAAGUGGGAUCCGACUGGCAGCUUGCUGGCCUCCUGCUCUGACGACAUGACGCUGAAGAUCUGGAGUAUGAAGCAGGACACGUGUGUCCACGACCUCCAGGCCCACAGUAAAGAAAUCUACACCAUCAAGUGGAGUCCAACAGGCCCCGGGACCAACAACCCCAGUGCAAACCUCAUGCUGGCCAGUGCGUCAUUCGACUCCACCGUGCGUCUGUGGGACGUGGAGCGCGGGGUGUGUAUUCACACUCUGACCCGGCACCAGGAGCCCGUUUACAGCGUGGCCUUCAGUCCUGAUGGGAGGCACCUCGCCAGCGGCUCCUUCGACAAGUGUGUCCACAUCUGGAACACUCAGACGGGGGCUUUAGUCCACAGCUACAGGGGGACAGGGGGGAUCUUUGAAGUCUGCUGGAACGCCACAGGAGACAAAGUCGGAGCCAGCGCGUCAGAUGGAUCGGUUUGCGUACUCGAUCUGAGGAAAUGACACUGGUGUGGGGGAGCCACGGACCGACUGCGAAUGUGUACAUAGCCAAACGACUGUCGCUGCCUGUCCGCCACACUGCUGUCAUCCUGUCAGACUCCAUGGCCCACGUGUCCUCACGUAAACACCGGACCACACACGACUCACACGACAGGUCUGCGUGGACGUUUUCAAAAACAUGUUUCCACCACCAUCAGAAGCAAACCAAAACUCCAGGAUUCUCUUUGCUGUCCUCUUUCAGUCAUGCAUUGGAUUUGUAAAGAUUUGUUUUUUUUGUUCUUGGUUGGCGUGUGCAUAUUGCACAUGUCAGCGCUCGGUGUCCUGUGGACAUUUUAUUAAUCUCUACUGGAUUUUUAUUACACGUGGGACGGGAGGGAACAGCGAGGGCUUGUUUUCUUUUUAAACAGAUAUUCAGACGUGUUCAUUAAAUCUAUUUAAUACUUGGAUGCUCUCUUCAAGGCCAAAAAAAAAGAUUUACAGCUUGGAAGAAGAGGUGAUUUAGUUUUGUCAACUCUAUUUUUAUCUAAUAAAUUUGUUCCAUUGUGACUCCUUUUUUUUAAACAGUUAAUCGAGGUGGUCAAAACAAAAUUCCUACCAGAGUUAAAGUGUAACAUUAAAAGUUGUUUCUCAGUGGGCUGCCACCUGCCACAGACUGUCAGCCUCACAGGAGAGCUGCGAACUCAAAACUGAAACGGUUACAAGACGCCUGCAGUUUGAACAGAUUCUAUAAACGUGUUGGAACUCAAGAGAGACUGAGACGUGAAAGAACCUCUGGAUAUUUGAAAGCUGGUCCCAGCCCAGUGAGAGACCACCUUACGAGUUUUUCCCUCCCAAGGCCUUCCAGGGAUGAGCUGGACCAGCAGCAGAGCCUGCUCUCUGGAGCUGAAGCCAAUCUGAAGAAUAUUUAAAAACUCACUUUAUUUCUCUGCAUAAAUAAAGAUAAAAUAUGUAGUUUUAAUCUGAAAUAAUCUGAGUAAUCCCUGCAGGUUGUAGAUGAAGCGGGUCAGGGUGAAGCCAUUACGAUCAUUGUCAGGUUUUUACCCAGCUGGUGUUUGAGGAGCUUCAGAUCCAUAGACUUAAUUCUGAAAUUAGAAUCAAACAGGACAGAGGCUUUUAAURGAUCUGGUUGAGGAAAACCAAACUGGAACCAUCUCUGGUGCCAGUCCUGGUCUAAAACUGAGACCCGUUAGGUGGAAAACCACCCCGCCUUUGCUGUUGAUGUGCUGCUGAACUUCACGUGUCUGAAUGAUGUGCUUUUGUUUCAGACGCAACAUCAAACAUCAUACCUGUAGGUGUUUUUUCUGGCCAAUUGAUAAAUCAGUCUGAUUUCCUGUCUGUGGUCUUUACCCAUACCUUCGAUCAACAUCCUUUCUCGUCACCGCUCUGAAGUGACAGACUUCCUGCAAAUGUUUGCAGUUUUUCUCUUCUACCCCCCCACAGCCCAGCGCUGCUGCUGUUCAGGCAGUUCCUCCUCGUCAACACAAUGAUGGGCUGCGCUCAUGCCCAGAUGUUUGUCACCUUCAGGAGUCUGUGCUCGGUAGAACGAUAUUUGAUGUAACCGCAAAAUAAGCAUACAAUACUAUAUAUAUAUAUUCAUAUAUAUAUUACACCGUUUCACUUAUGAAGUAUGCGGAACGGUUUUAUAAAAUACCAUUAAACAGUCAUAGCCAAAUACGAAACGGAACAGCGUUUAAAGAGUUUGAUUUUGGCGCUUCAGCCUAAUAUAGUGAARAGUUCAUCCAAGCCAGCUGAUGAAGAUGAAGGUGCGCAUCAGGGUGACGUGUUUGCCUCCUUUAGUUCAUCAGAUAACGGGUUCCAUGAUGACGUGUCACGUUGCAUUCAAAACAUUUUUACAGAAAAAAAACAAAAAAAUUUUGUACUAAAGAUGACAAACUAUGCUUUAAUUCAGUCAGCUGAUCUAAAAACAUGUCUAUGACAGUGGAAUGGUAUUUUAUAUCUGUUUUUAGAAAAGAGCUUUUUUCUUUUUUAUUUUCGGGGUUGGGGCAGGGGCGGUUUGUUCUAAAUGUCGACUCUUAUCUUUGCUACGAUGGAAAGCCCUUGAAGGUUUUGUACUUAAUAAAAGUUUUGUAAUUUUGAUUCAUUUGUAGCUGCGUACUCUAAAUGAACAAAAACUACCGGAUGAAUUUAAUUGUUGGUGUGUUAUAAUACAAASCAUGUAAAUACCAAUUUUCAAAAAAAAAUUGUUUUUUUUUUUUUCCCCUGCAAUGUGUUGUAUUCUCACGCUUGUGGUUGCUUUCUGCAGCCUCCAGAUCAGACUGUUGGAUUAUCAUUCAGAUAUCAAGGUCUAAAUAAAAUCUAUUUUGAUAAUA
Messenger RNA from Austrofundulus limnaeus, 4061 nucleotides. Its product is annotated as F-box-like/WD repeat-containing protein TBL1XR1. Gene Ontology annotation, cellular component: histone deacetylase complex. Gene Ontology annotation, biological process: regulation of transcription by RNA polymerase II. Lineage: Eukaryota; Metazoa; Chordata; Actinopteri; Cyprinodontiformes; Rivulidae. Gene Ontology annotation, molecular function: transcription corepressor activity; protein binding. The record is from RefSeq and is a predicted model, not a curated record.